Molecule: messenger RNA, 1287 nt
Organism: Rotaria sordida
Lineage: Eukaryota; Metazoa; Rotifera; Eurotatoria; Philodinida; Philodinidae
Source: the annotation of a GenBank genome assembly
AUGCCGAAAGAUUAUGAGUUUUCUCAAGAAGUAAAACAAUUAAUGUUUCAUAUUAUUAAUUUUGUUGAAAGCGUGAAAAAUGGUCCAGUCAUUCCUCUCUACAAUGUGGACGAUCGUCUUGUUAAAAUGUUAGAUAUUUCUAAAAGAUCUGUCGUCGGAUUAAAGCAUGAAUUACAUCAGUUAAGACAGAAAGAAAUGAAUGAACAACAACAACAGCAAGAAAUGGAAGAGAACGAUGAAGUAGAUGCAAAUGUUAGAGACCUUCGUAGCCGCACCAUCUCAUUACCAAUGUCCAGACAUCGUGAAUCUUCAGCAUCUGCUUCGCCAGCGAAAAUUCUUUGUCGUCGACAUACUGUCUCUGCUGCUUCUUCAUCAAGUUACAUCGAUCUUCCUAUUCCACAGGCACUGCCUCCUCAGAAGAAAGGCAACAGAUUUAUUCCAUUACUUAAACAGCAACAAGGAAAAGAUUUAAUUAGAUUUGAAUUUCAUAAAUUAAUUCAAGAAAAACUUGGCUUCAUUUAUCAACGAACAUCAAAAAUAAAAAUUCCAUUAGAUUUACAAGCUUUUAUAGCGGCAAAAGCAAAAUACUUUCAAGCCCUCGAAGAAUUAAGAGAAGCAAACGUUCAUUUGUAUUAUCAUGAUGAAACGUGGUUGAACCUUCGAGAGGUUAAAAGAUUAAUUUGGACUUUAGAGGGUAAAGGAGAAAUCAAAAAAUGGGGUGGAAGAGGAUCUCGUUUGGCGGUAUCAGCACUUAUAAACGUCAAAGGUUAUCACAUUCCAUCAGUUGAUAUUUGGGCGUGCGCUGAAGAGCAUAAUAUGGAUUCAACGCAUUUUCUUUCGUGGUUAGAUUCAACUUGUGCAACACUAAGAGAAGAGAUUGAUAACGCAACUUGGCACAACAAGCUUACAGAAGAAUCAAUCAUUCCAAAACGUUCUUCAAUAAAAGGAGAAAUUCAAAAAUGGCUUCAAGAUCGAAAAAUUAAUUGCCCUCAAAAGUUUGUUAAAGCUCAAUUGUUACAGCUUGUAUGUACGAACUGUCCACCAAAAGAAUAUAUGUUUGUUCGUGAUCAAAAUACAACAUUUCGUCAGAAUGAUGUAAAACAAUUAAUUGAGCAAUAUAUGGUGGCGAUGGAUGAUAAACUUGCAAGUUCAUAUUUUCAUCAUGUUUAUAAAGUCGAAGAGAUGUAUAGAACAGCAGAUGAAAUUAUGGAAGAAGAAAUUGAACCACAUAUACAAUCUGAGAGUGAAGAAACAGAUUCUGAUGACGAUGAGGAAAACGUGGAAUAA